Messenger RNA from Closterium sp. NIES-67, 2244 nucleotides. The record is from the annotation of a GenBank genome assembly. Lineage: Eukaryota; Viridiplantae; Streptophyta; Zygnematophyceae; Desmidiales; Closteriaceae.
GGUCUGUCCUGAGAACUUCGCAACAUCCUCUGAAUCCCAUCUUCCAGGCGAUCGGUCCAUGAUGGAUUCUCCCGACCUCAUCAGAAUCAUUAGGCAUUAGUUUCAACGAUCGGUCGUUCCUGUCAGGUGAAAUCUAGGGUCCUUGUUCUAGUUAGGAGGUUCAGGAGGCUGCAUUAUAGUGUCGUGGUGACUAAGUGCAGGGAGGCCGGGAAAGCCUCCGACAGACUCUGAAAUCCGGCAGCUGUUCAAUCAGCUCGGAGAAAGAACACACACUGAAAUAGGCAAGAGUGCUCGGCUAGGAAUAAGCAUAUUUCUUCACCAAACAACCUGCUCUGGCAGCCAUGUCGAUCUCAGAGGAGCUAGCGUCGUCGCUGGGAGUGGCUCCUUCCCUGAUCACCCUCUUGCUCUGCCUCUUCUCGUCCGUCCCCGCGGCUUUAGUCGUUCGCUUCUUCUCGGGACCAUCUCUGAAGCAUCUCUACAGCAUUGCUGCUGGAGGAGCUCUCUGCUGGGUGGCGUACGGCGGCCUUCAUGCGAGCCUCAACUUCUGGGGCCUCACGCUCGCGUCCUACGCGAUCAUGCUCGCUCUUCCUCGCAAGUGGAGCGGCUACGGCGUUCUCUUCGGCUCCUUCACCUACCUCACCUACUGCCACAUCAGCAAUCUGGGGGCGGACGUAUGGAGGCAGGGAGGCGUCGACUUUACGGGCACGCUCAUGGUGUUCACGCUGAAGAUCGCAGGCUGCGCCAUGGACUACCAGGAUGGCGCCCUUCGUGAUGAUAAGGCGCAGCAUCGCAUGUACGCCAACAGGCUGCAGGGCCUGCCGUCCCUGCUGGAGUUCGUUUCCUUCGUGUUCUUCCCAGGCGCCGUGCUGGUGGGGCCUGUUUUCAACUUCAAACAGUACCAGGCGUACGCUGCCGGGCAAGGGCUCUGGUCCCCCUCUGGCGGCAUCACGUCAAAGGGGGCAGCACAGAACGGCAGUGCGAGCAGGCAAGGGGAGGAGGGGCAGCAGCUGUUGGCCAAUGGAAACGGGGAGGCCGACAAGGCGCAGGGCAAACCCCAGGUGGCUCGGCCGAUGCCGGAGCCGCUGCCAUAUGCGGCUCGAUCGCUGGGGAAAGCGAUUAUCUGCCUGGCGCUGCACCACUUUCUCUCGCAGUACUUCGGCCCUGCCAUGCUCUUCAAGCCGGGCUUCCUUGACUUUAGCUUUGCGCACAAGUGGGGCUAUCUGGUGAUGGCGGGGAUCUGCUACCGCUCCUCCUACUACUUCAUCUGGAGUGUGGCAGAGGCCGCAGUGAUUCUCUCUGGCUUUGGCUUCUCUGGCUGGAGCGACACCUUCCCCUCUCGCCCGGACUGGAGCCGUGCCGAGAACGCGCACUUCAUCAAGGUCGAGAUCACGACCAGCAUGGCGCAGAUGCCCGCGUACUGGAACAUGGGGGUUGGCACCUGGCUCCGAACAUACGUGUAUGACCGCGUCACCCCUCGCUCCGGCAAGCCCACCAUGUGGACGCUCAUCCUCACUCAAGUCGUCUCCGCCCUCUGGCAUGGUUUGCACCCCGGCUACUACCUCUUCUUUGUCAACGCUGCCAUCGGCCAGCACACCUCCAAGCAGGCCUUCCGCCACACGGCAGCGGCCUUCCCCAAGCCAUCAGCAGCAGUGCAGCUCACCAUCGACGUGCUUCAGGCAGCAUUCAAGCAGCUCAUUGUGGGCUGUGCCAUGGCUGGCUUCCUGGUGCUCCAAGCCGGCCAGACAAUAGUAGUGUGGCGAUCACUUUUCUUCAUGGGUACAAUCGUACCCGUUUUACUCAAUGUGCUGCUCUCAGUCAUGCCCACUCGCUCUCGGCGGCACAAGAAGGCCGAGUGAUUGUCAAAAUGGUAUUAUCCUCCAAUUCAAGUGUGCUGCAAUCAGCACUGCCCAUUCGCUCACGACGGUGCAGGGAGGCCGAGCAAUUCAAGAGCACACACACCAGGUGUAAACAUUUUGCUCAACGUAUUUCUCGUUCACGCUCAUUUUCUAGGUAACCGCUCCGUGCCCCUCUGCUGGUCGUUAGUUAGGGUGAUUCUGAGUGGUACAUGUAUUUGGACAGAUGGAACCUUAACGUGGUGACCAGGGCCUCAGAAGUCAGGCCAAAAAGGCCUGGAAGCCUGUAUAUCAGGGUGUUUUCUAGGGCAUACCCUGAUUUUUCAGGUUUUGAUUUUUAUCAAACCUGAAAUUUAUGUGUUCCCAUUUUCUAAGGCCUGAAAAAUAGUAU